UCAAAAUGGCGAUUAAGUACUGCAGUUAAGUAGCCGAAUGUGGCAGCUUUAUGUCGGGGUUUCAUCAUUAAAUAGACGUUUUCGGUUUAAAUUUUAGCAAAAUAAACCGAGGAAAAAUAAAUAUGCGAAUUGUAAGUGACGAUCGUGCCGUUGACUCGCCGGGAGAACUGAAAAGUGACUUAAAAAAACGCGAAGUAUUUCUUUGUCUUUAGUGAAGAAGAUGUAAACUUUACGAUACUCGGUCGCCAGUGUGAAGUGAAUCUUUCUAUUUCUGACAUAGUGUAUAUGUUUUGUGAUACAGAAUCUGUUAUUUUGCAUUCCUGCAUGAACUUGAAGACUGUUUGAACAUUCCCAAUAUUCUUCGGAUGUUGCUGAUCCUAUAAUAAAUGUUGUUCGAGGUGGAACCCAAGCAUCGUCCAGGUCCGUCGUAGAAGAAAGAGAAGAUGCCUUUGAGUCAAAACGACGACUUCUGCGCCCGGGCGAAGUGCGAACAGUACGUCAAGUUCAAACGUAAACUGCCCAGGUACCAGACCCAUCUGGGCGGAGGUUGUAAUAAAGGUAAUGACGGUAACAGUAGCAAUGGCGGCGAUCGAGGGGUGUCCCCGAUGUUUGUCGAUAGCUCGGCGCAAAACGAGGGCGCCACAAAACGACAACACUGCAACAAUUAUUAUUACUGUAAUGGCGAUAUUGGCAGAAAACGCGACAAUAUUGUUUUCGACCGUCGUCCGUACGUUUCGAAUGAUGACGAUAUCAUCAGGACUGAUGCAGCUGCGACAAUGGUCGUCGAGAACGAAUUCUGUGAUUCUGGAACUAGCUUUAGAUCAACCCUAACUGACUCUUUAGGUUUUAUCAAGAAUUUUAUUGUAAAUAGGUGCGUGUGCGCAUGUGCGGAUUUAAGUCUAAUCGUUUGCUUAGUGACUAUAAUGUGCCUCCACUGUUUGCGAUGCGUUAAAAGCAACAACAGGUGGCUUUUGUACGCGGUGUUUUCGGUCUCGGUGGUCGCCGCGUAUCCCAACGACAAAAUCAACCUCGAGGACAGUAUCGCGGCCGUGUUCAACAAGGUGGCGUACGGCAGCACGACGAAACGUUCCAUACCGGAUAACGCGUAUCCCCUGACCACUCUGGCCACCCCGUUGCUCACCACGUACCGCUACUCGGACGGCAACGACGAGUGGCUGAGGGUGGACGUGAAAAAGCCCAGUCCUCCGGUGCAGAACGUCGACUUCGAAAGACCGACUGACGAAAACAACAACGGUGCUGGUAGAAACUACGGGGAAGACCUCGAAAGGGACCACACGUUACCGACGACGGCACCAGCGGCCGAUAUACUCAAAAAUAACAACAACCGCCACUACAACAACCCCAACAGGUACAACAACGAUCGGUUACGACCCGAAUUCCAACAACCCCCGAACAAUCGUCACGAACAAGUGACCGAGAACGUACUUAAAACCACUACGAACUAUAACGCCUUCCGGAACGUUAGACCCACAAAAUCGAUUUACAGCAAAGACAUUCCGAUAUACGUGCCGCCCAACAGGGAUAUGCUGACGCCGUCGCUCCCGAAGGACUAUUUCAAUUCGUUCGCCGACAAGCCGACCCUGAGGGGCACCAAUUCGGACGGAUUCGCGAACCGCCGUCCCAUACCGCCGCCCUCGUUGAUGCCGAACAAAGACAGGAUCCCCUACAGGCCCGAUCUGCCGCCGAGCAAGGCGGUCAAUUCGGAAAGGAAUCCCGAAAGGCAGGACGGCAAUUCCCGCAACCUGACCUACGACACGGCCCAGUCCGAGGCGAAAGGCGAGCGCAAGAAGACUCUGAACACACCGUCGCACAACGUGAACCUCGACAGGUUCGGGGAAGUGUACGGGCGAAACAACGACACACCUUUCGAGUACGAGAAGGGCUACGUCCAUUCGAUCACGAGAAUACUGAGCGGCUCGAACGGCCGUCACGAAGACAUUUCGGACAUCCUGCUGAAGACCGUCACGGCGACGCCGAACGUGCAAAAAUCGGAACCGAAAAGUACGAAACCGAGGACUCCGAUCGUCGACACGACCAGCACGAAAAUGCAGGACGAGAAAAAGGACGAAGGUUACGACGAAAGCUCGCAAAAAUACGAAGAGAACGAGGCGGACGAUAAGAAGGUUCGCGAGGAGACCAACACGAAACGUAACGAAGAGCCGAAAACGUCCGAGAAGUCCGAGAGCGUGACAAUACGACGCGAUCACUCGGAAAAGACCAGGAAGGACGUUACGACGUUACCCCCUACCGAACUCCUCAAUUUACCGAACGUGAAGGAGAAAGAGAAGAACCUGACGAUCGCCAAUAGUGACGAAAUCUGGUUAAUCUGUUGGAACGUGCACGUGUACUUGGUCGUCGUCUGCUACAUCCUUUUGGCGGCAUUCUCGAUAUACAAACUCGUGCGAUACGAGAACGACCCUCACAUGUUCUCGAAGAGCUAUUUCCUCACCAUACACCUAAUGCUCACGGUCAUCUGCGUCCUGCGCAUCUUCUAUCUGACAUACGACCCGUACAACAGAGGCAACUCGUUCACCAUCAUCUUCAUCUACGAUUUCCUGCACAACUUCCCGCUGAGUCUUCUCGCAACCACGUUCGCCGUUCUGAUACUGUUCCUCCUGAAGCGCACCCUCAAUCAUCUCAAACUGAAGACGAAACCGAUGUUCCUGGUCGUUUUCGGGGUGCUGCAUAUCGGUCUGUGUUUCUGCGUGAGCGUGACCGAAACCCUCGGCCGUUUCGACAAAGGCGGCAUAAUCGUUUGCAAGCCCGUCUUCGUACUGUUGACGUGGGCGCUCGGUUUCAGUUACUUGUACCUGUACAAGAUUAUCAAGAACGUUUUGGCCAAGAAGACGCAGAAUCUGUCGGAAAUAUGCACCCAGAAUAUCAGCUACGCGUCCCACAUUACCAUCGCCAUAGCUUUACUGUUCGUACUGUUAGGUUUCGUGCAAUUGUACGCGCUCUUCUUCAUCAAAAUCGACAGGUUCACCGACGAUAACAAGCACCACUGGAUGCUGUGGGGUUUCGAACUGUCGGUGCGUGUCUUGGAGAUAUCCAUAAUAACCCUGUUGGCGAUAGUGGUGAGUUUGAGGAUGUCUCAGCGCGAAAAACAAACGGUGGGAUUCCCCCUGUUUCCCUGCACCACCAGCGACUCCAGCAACGACAAUAUCUUCCCCAACAACUGCAACACGAACCCGAAUGCGUUGAAUUACAGCCGAAACGAAAUGAUACUGGACAAUAUUCCGACGGAACCGGUCGAAAGGCCGAAUCUUCUUAAAAGCGCAUUCCAGAACGAUUCUUUCGAUAAAAAAUCGACCCUCGAAAGAUACCAGAUGUCCGAUUCCGAAAGGGGUUCGAAUUUUGACCGAUUCGAAAGACCCAAAUGGGGCUCGGACCGGAUACACCAGAGCUCGGACCAAAACAGUUUGAACAACGUCCAACCGAACUCUGGUCAUUUCGAACGAGGCUUGACAAAUUCCUCGAGAACCGACAGAAGUUCAAGCCGAAAGACGUACGACAGUGCGAAAUAUUAUACGAAACCUAAAUACGAUCUCGAAUACAAUAACGAAGACUACCAACACGAUUACGGUUCGAACCAUCACCAGGACCAUAACGUUUAUAGCGAGCCGAUUGAUAAUAAUCAAUACGAAAGAACCAGGCAUGAAUUCGAACGGAACGAUUUCGAUCGGAGAUCGCGGAACUCGUCAAACACUUCCGGUCGCAGGUCGACCGGAAGAACGAAAAAGAACCACGCACGACCCCAUCUUGGGGUGCAGACCCUACCCAGUCAUCAGAUACCCGAUUCGAUGUUGGUCGACGACCAGGGUUUCGUACGUUUCAGGCAUCUGCAGGACAUGGAACAACAGCAACAGUCGACACCCGUUGAGAAAAGCAAAAAAAUCAAGAAGCAGGGCAACGACCUAAACCAUUACAGUGAUGCCUGAUAUUUAAUGACUUACGGGGGUCGGCGGGUCGAUUUAUGAUUUUUGCCAAAACGGUCUAAACUGAAUUACGACUUUGUUUAAUUU
Agrilus planipennis (emerald ash borer) is the source of this 4043-nucleotide messenger RNA. RefSeq lists its product as uncharacterized. The record is from RefSeq and is a predicted model, not a curated record. The transcript has 4 exons. Bases 444 to 3959 code for a protein of 1171 amino acids. NCBI's taxonomy places the organism in Eukaryota, Metazoa, Arthropoda, Insecta, Coleoptera, Buprestidae.